AUGGGUCUACCAAGUGUCGCAAUAUGGCGGAAAAUGUCUGGAAAAGCUGUACUCCUUCUUGCAAACACCUUUUGUUUCGUUUCUCUCGUAUACGAAGGCUGCAACCAAGCUGUCAUGGGCAACGUCAGUGCGCAGCCGAAUUUCGUCAAUAUCAUGGGACUUGGAGAGAAUGGAAUAAUUACUCGACCCAUCAAGCAAGGUGGUCUUAUAUGUAUUUAUUAUUUUGCGGCCAUGUUUGGCUGUUUCUUGGGAGGCUGGACCGGUGACCGACUUGGAAGAAGACGAGGUGUCUUUAUCGGUGGACUGUUUUGUUUCCUCGGAGGAGCUCUCCAGACAGGAGGUAUGAAUGCCAAUAUGUUCAUCUGUGCUCGUGUAAUAUCUGGAAUCGGCAUCGGCUUCAUCAACUCGAUCACAUGUUCUUGGAUCUCCGAGCUGGCUAAGUCGCACAAUCGAGGGUUUACCUUUGCAGUUGUCUUCUCAGCGAAUUAUCUCGGUCUCAUGCUUAUCAAUUGGAUUUUAUACGCGAUCGAAGACUGGAACAGCCCUGGAUUGAUCUGGCGCUUCCCUCUUGGAUGUGUCUGCGCUCCAUCCAUCUUUCUCAUCUGCGCAGUCUGGUUCGUUCCCGAGUCUCCACGAUGGCUGGUUGGUCAAGGCCAGGCAGGGGAGGCCCGAGAGAUUCUUGCCAAAGUUAGAGGCGACCUUUCCCUGGAUGACCCAUCCUUGGAGAGUGAGAUGAGAGAGUUGAUUGCAAUGGUCGAGACGUCCCACAAGAGGAGAAACAAUCUUCUUAAUAUCUGGCUUGGGGGUCGCCACUCUGGUCGUCUUCACCUGGGUCGACGUGCAGUGCUCGCUUGGGCUGCAUUGUUCUUGAUGAUGUACACUGGUAUCAUGGCAAUGGCAACAUACGCUGGUGCUCUGUUUAAAGCAUCUGGUGCUUCUCCAGAAAAGAUUGGAUGGAUGGCGGGACUGUUGCAAACAUUCGGCUUCAUCGGAACUCUUGCUGGCGCUCCUAUCAUCGAUCGAUUCGGGCGGAGGGCGACAUUCCUAGCUGGAUUAAUCAUUCAAAUGAUCGUCCUGUUCCUCUCGGCAGCUUUUGCGAAGAAAUCUGGUGAUACAACCGGGUCUGUUUCAGAAUCAUGGGGUUCUGCCGCUGCUUCAAUGGUGUACAUCUAUCAAUUUGUAUUCUGUUCCACUACCUUGGUUGCCGCCUGGGUGUAUCCGACAGAGAUCUGGCCACAAGAGAUCCGUGCAAAAGGUAAUGCUUUCGGAAUCCUUGGCUGGGCCAUGGGCGCUGGGUCCACAACUCUCGCUUUGCCCAGCAUGUUUGAUUCCCUUGGUUGGAAGACUUUGUUGGUAUUUGCAUGCUUCAAUGUUGCUACUCUACCAUUGAUUUAUUACUUCUUCCCAGAAACUGCAAAUCGUUCGCUGGAAGAGGUCAACCUCCUUUUCAGUCUCAACAAUCCGUUGGUGUCUGCCAAUGAGGCUGAGUACCACAAAAUGCUGGCUGAAGCCAAUGGAAAUGCUGCUGUCGCUGAAAGGCGUCUACUUGAUCUUGUCGAUGAGUCGACUGGAGAAAAGAGUGUUGGUGCUAUUACUGUGCACGGCCAUCAAGGGAUCAGCGAGGAGAAGGGGGCAUAUCAUUGGGAAACAGGCAAGGAGGUAUCGUCGAAUGGGUCAAGCAGUGAUUGA
Exophiala aquamarina CBS 119918 is the source of this 1689-nucleotide messenger RNA. RefSeq lists its product as uncharacterized. The record is from RefSeq and is a predicted model, not a curated record. Gene Ontology annotation, cellular component: membrane. Bases 1 to 1689 code for a protein of 562 amino acids. The transcript is spliced from 2 exons. Gene Ontology annotation, biological process: carbohydrate transport; transmembrane transport. Lineage: Eukaryota; Fungi; Ascomycota; Eurotiomycetes; Chaetothyriales; Herpotrichiellaceae. Gene Ontology annotation, molecular function: carbohydrate:proton symporter activity.